AUGGCGGAGCAGGCCCAAAUUGAAGCAUUGAUUGACGAAGCUCUCAAUCGACAAAUCGAAGGUGGCCACCAUACACUAUGGGACUGCUUGGCUCUUGUUGGCCUUACGGCUGUAAACCAAGGCCACAACGGGGCUUAUCUUUACAACUCGGCCAUUAAAAAGGCACCUGUCGAGUCUCGACACCUGUUGUGGCGCCGCUACAUCGAUGCACUCUCAGAGAUGUGUAUCAUCGUCGGGAUGCCAAAGACGCUCAACGCUUUGUAUGCAAUAAUGCCCUUGGUCGACAAAGACGACCUGGCGUUUGUGAAAAGGUCUGACUGGGAAGCCGAUAACUCGGCGAGAGGCUGGGAGUAUGCGAGGUUGACACAUGGAGAUGGCUGGGCCGAAUCCUUCAAGGCCGCCAGUGCGUAUGCACCUGACGUCGCACAUAUAGCUAUGAAUGUCUCGAUGCAGAACCUCUUGUCCGAUUAUUCGGUACACGAUGGACAAGCGACCAUGGCAUUGUUGGUCACGGUUUUGAUAGCUAUGAACUGCCCCGUCCAAGCCACUUGGCACGCAAAAGGGUUCAUCAGGCACGGAGGUGAUAAAGAAAGUCUUGGCAAGAUCGCUGAGUUUGCGAAGAAGAUUGUACUCGCGACGGGCAACAGUCUCCCCACCAAUUUCCCAACCGUGGAAGCCAUGCUGGAGGAUAACUGA
Trichoderma reesei QM6a is the source of this 696-nucleotide messenger RNA. RefSeq lists its product as uncharacterized. The record is from RefSeq and is a predicted model, not a curated record. Bases 1 to 696 code for a protein of 231 amino acids. The transcript has 3 exons. NCBI's taxonomy places the organism in Eukaryota, Fungi, Ascomycota, Sordariomycetes, Hypocreales, Hypocreaceae.